Messenger RNA from Penicillium cosmopolitanum, 3828 nucleotides. RefSeq names its product OSBP family protein. Gene Ontology annotation, molecular function: protein binding; sterol binding. The transcript is spliced from 3 exons. Gene Ontology annotation, biological process: maintenance of cell polarity; exocytosis; endocytosis. The coding region runs from base 1 to 3828 and encodes 1275 amino acids. Gene Ontology annotation, cellular component: cytosol; intracellular membrane-bounded organelle; membrane. NCBI's taxonomy places the organism in Eukaryota, Fungi, Ascomycota, Eurotiomycetes, Eurotiales, Aspergillaceae. The record is from RefSeq and is a predicted model, not a curated record.
AUGCUCUCUCCUAGGCACAAGCACAAGCGCUCGCGCAGCGCCCUGGCACUUUCCCUUUUACACCGCGACAAGUCUAGAGGCGAAGACAAAAACGGAGAAGACAGCGAUAAAGGUUCGGUCGGAUCGACUUCCUCUGGAAAUGGCUCCUCCUCCCUGAGGCACACUCGCAGUAACAGCCGCCACACUUCUCAAACUCGCAAGGUCUCCCUCAAUCCUACAUCCCCUUCAACCUCCGGCCUACCCCUCCAACAUAUCCCGUCCAACCAGAGCAGGCAGAGCAUCCACGCCGACGCUGUGAGUGGCUUGGACAAAGGCGCGAUCACAUCCGCGCCUCAGUCUCAGGCCCAGGCCCAGCCUCAGCUGGAGACAAGCAGCAUGACCCUCGAUCAGUCGGUGCGGACCUUCCGCCUAUUUGAGAUCCUGCGAAGCGGCGAUACAACGGCCAUUUCCAAGGCGAUUAAGGAAUCCCAGGACCCUCAGAUUGCGAAUAGCUUAUACGGGACCACAAUCCUACACCUGGCCUUGCAGUGCGCCGAACCCCAGGUCGUGGAGUUUGUCUUGUCAUCCGGAGACGAUCAGUGUAUCAACGAGCAGGAUCGGGAGGGAAAUACCCCUCUCCAUCUUGCAGCACAACUUGGCCGUGUAUCUCUCAUUCGGGAACUGCUGAACCGAGACUCUGUCAACGAUGCCAUUGUCAACUACCGCGGUCAAACACCACUGGACGUCGCGCGUACACCGGAGAUCUUCCAACAACUCCAACUAGCCCGCUCGCUCUUCAUCGACAACAAGACGCAGGAAAUCCAAGUCCUGCUCGCGAAGAAGGAUUACGAGAGUUUGGAAAAACUAUUGGAAGAACCCCGCGCUGAGGGAAUCUUGGAUGUCAACGCUCUGGACUUGGUUACUGAGCCUACCACUGUACAGACUGGGGGUACUUUAUUGCAUGAGGGUGCUCGGAAUAAGGACUCUCAGCUCAUUCAAAUACUCUUGACUCAUGGAGCGGAUCCUUUCCGCCGUGAUAAGAAGGGCAAGUUGCCCCAGGAUGUCACGAAGGAUGACAAGACUCGUGCUCUUCUUAAGAAAUCACCCGCUGCUGUGAUCGCACAACGUGGUAUUCAGGAGAGAGCGAUUCUUGGUAACAAUAAUGCUCAAGGUUUAUCGGCUCGUGCUUCGAUUGGUGGCGAGGCGCCUCUAGCUGGUAAGGAUGCUCGUGAAAUGAGAGGAUAUCUUAAGAAAUGGACCAACUAUACCAGUGGUUACAAACUGCGGUGGUUCGUUUUGGAGGAUGGCGUUUUGAGCUAUUAUAAGCACCAGGAUGAUAUUGGUUCGGCUUGCCGUGGCGCUAUUAAUAUGAGAAUUGCCCGACUCAACAUGGAUGCACAGGAUAAAACUCGGUUUGAGAUUCACGGCAAAUCAUCUGUGAAGUACCAUCUCAAGGCAAACCAUGUUGUUGAGGCCAAACGCUGGUUCUGGUCGCUGAACAACGCGAUCCAGUGGGCCAAGGAUGAGGCGAAGGAAGAAGAGCGGCAGCGCAAUCAGAAUGCCGAGGUCCUUCGCCAGGCAAAGAUGGAUCAGAGCGAAGGCCGUUCAGUUGGAACUCCAUCCGAGUCCGGUCUAAGUCACCGUCCCAGCACAAAGAGUCUCGCUCCUCCAUCCACUCUAGGCGUGCCUGGUAACAGCAUCACGCGGCUGAGCACUCAUGCCUCGCGCACAACACUUGAGACUACCCCCGAGGACGAGGUCAGUUCAGCAUAUGGCUCUCUUGACCAAAGCACGAAUGAAGUCAACAGGGUGGCUAGCCAUGCCAGCCAUGCCACAACCAUGCCCGAUGGUGAUGGCAACGAUGACGAUGAGGAAUUUUACGACUAUGCUUCUAGCCACGAAGCGCCUGCGGAGGAUAAGGAUGCCCUGAACAUCACCGCGCAGUCUGCGAAGCUCCAACUGGAUCUCCUUGCGAAUGUCACUGCUUCAUUACAGGCAGAACGGACUAAGAAUCCCGGCACGGCAAUUGCAGAUCCUUCCUUUGAGCAAGCACUCGGUGCCUAUGAAGGCGCCGUCAGUAGUCUCAAGGGACUGGUCCAAAGCCUGCUCAAGAUCUCGCGGGAUCGUGAUUCCUAUUGGCAAUACCGAUUGAACAGGGAAGAACAUCUGCGCCAAAUGUGGGAGGAAAGUAUGGCACGCGUCGCUCAAGAACAUGAAGAGCUUCAGUCCAAGAUGGGCGAGUCGGAAGAGAAGCGGAAACGAACUAAGCGUGCUCUGAAAGAGGCCUUGGAAAAUGCCACAGCCGCCAGCCGCUCAAUUAGCGAAGCGCCUUCUCGUGCACCUGUCAAUGAUCAGGAAACACUGGAGGAGAGCCAAGAAGAUUUCCGCGAUGCAGACGCACCCGUGGAAGACGGGGAGGCAUCGGCUCAACUUGCUGCCCGUCCUACCCUAAGCCGCAAGCACUCUAACCUGUCGCAAAUCAGCAGUCUCUAUGAUUCUGAAUCGGAUGGGGAUGAGUUCUUCGAUGCUAUUGAUGCGGGGGAGAUUGAAGUUGAGGACAUGACUCAGGGAGAGACGAAGGAGACGAAGGAGCCUGAAGAUGAAAGUUCACAGGCUCGUAAUGAUAAGGUUGCCGUGAUCGCACCCUCAUUUAAGGGCUACGAAGAGCCUGUGCGACAAAGACUCAAAAUGGACAAUGACAAUCGUCCCAAGAUUGGCCUUUGGGGCAUCUUGAAAUCCAUGAUUGGAAAGGACAUGACCAAGAUGACUCUGCCGGUAUCCUUCAACGAACCAACUUCCUUACUUCAACGCGUUGCAGAGGAUCUGGAAUACACUGAUCUCCUUGAUAUUGCCGCCGAUCGGUCAGACUCGAUGGAACGCCUGCUAUACGUUGCAUCAUAUGCUGCAAGUGAAUACGCCUCAACCAUUGGCCGUGUUGCGAAGCCCUUCAACCCCCUCCUUGGUGAAACCUUCGAGUACGUCCGGCCCGACAAGGGCUACCGGUUCUUCGUGGAACAAGUCAGCCAUCACCCGCCAAUUGGAGCUGCAUGGGCCGAAUCGCCCAAAUGGGACUACUGGGGCGAAUCAUCUCUCAAGUCUAAAUUCUACGGCAAAUCCUUCGACAUUAACCUGUUGGGCACAUGGUUCCUCAAACUUCGACCCGUCACCGGUGGAGAAGAGCUGUACACUUGGAAAAAGGUUACUUCCUCAGUCAUCGGUAUCAUUACUGGAAACCCCACUGUCGAUAACUACGGUCUGAUGGAAAUCAAAAACCACACCACUGGCGAAGUCUGCUAUCUCGACUUCAAACCCCGCGGAUGGAAGGCUUCUUCCGCCUACCAAGUCGCCGGUAAAGUAGUCGACGCAGAAGGAUCACCAAAAUGGAGUAUCGGCGGCCGCUGGAACGACAAAAUCUACGCUCGCCACACUCCCGGCUUCGAAGCACCAGUCUCAGGCCAAGACCCCGAGUCCGCAAAGACACUGCUAGUCUGGCAAGCACACGCUCGUCCUACAGGUGUACCAUUCAACCUAACCCCCUUCGUGAUCACUCUGAAUGCACUACCGGAGGGUCUGAGGGAAUAUUUACCUCCCACUGAUACGCGAUUGCGUCCGGACCAGCGUGCUAUGGAAGAUGGCGAGUAUGAUCUCGCUGCGGACGAGAAACAUCGCGUUGAAGAGAAACAGCGUGCUAAGCGGAGAGAACGUGAGACUAGAGGCGAGACUUAUUCGCCGCAGUGGUUCGUUCGUGAUAAGUGCCCUGUUACGGGUGAGGAGUUCUGGGCUCAUAAUGGGAAAUAUUGGUCUAGUCGAGAUGCGCAGGAUUGGAGUCGGUCUGAGGAUAUUUUCUGA